AAUAUAUAUAUAUAUGUUACUCUGAAUUGUGCUCUAUUUGGAUAUUGUAAAUCGGAGUCAAUUGGUCAAUUUAAGAAAAUCAGCUGAUACAGCAGCAAUUGUGCUGAUUUCUUGUGUUUCCACAUCUGGUCACACUCUGCAAUUAACCAUAAGCGAAAAACAAUUAAGUGCAAUAUAAUCAACAAAAGAUGGUGUGUGUGCCGUGCUUCAUAAUCCCGCUGUUGCUCUACAUUUGGCACAAGUUCGUGCAGCCAAUAUUGCUGCGCUAUUGGAAUCCCUGGGAGAAGAAGGACGCCCAGGGUAAUGUGAUCAAGGCGGGACCUGAAUUCCCCUUCGAGUGCAAGGGCGGUGUUUGUCCCUUUGUGCCCGGCAAGAAGAAGCAGCAGCAGGAUGAGCUAAACGAUGGCGAAGGUGGUGGCGAUGAGGAAACAACAACAACUACAACCACAACAAAGGGCGAAGAGCAAAACAAACUAGUGGAGAAUACAACAAAAACAGAGGCGACGACAACAGCAAACGAUGAGAGCAAAAAGCAAAUUUAGUUGAAAUUCUUUCGCAUUAAUAUUGUUCUUACAAACACUUUUAGAUAUUUGUGGUCAGCAUUCCAAGCACACAACAAACCCAACAACAACAAAUUACGCUUAACGUUGUUAAAUCAAAGAGCUAACUGUAAAUGCUAAUGUAAUGUAGUUUAAUCAAUCGAAAAACGGGACAAGAAACUAAAUAUGACUAAGCAAAAUCCAA
Molecule: messenger RNA, 744 nt
Organism: Drosophila sulfurigaster albostrigata
Lineage: Eukaryota; Metazoa; Arthropoda; Insecta; Diptera; Drosophilidae
Product: UPF0729 protein GD16342
Exons: 2
Coding region: 189-542 (117 amino acids)
Source: RefSeq, a predicted model, not a curated record